AUGUUAAAGAUGGAAUUUAUUCCGCAAGUGGUAAACGGCAAGAAGUGGGUUCACGAUCCUACGAAGAACGAAAAUCAUCGAGUCAAACGGGAUUUGAAGAUUUUGGACGACAAGACCGUAUGA
This is a messenger RNA of Phytophthora nicotianae INRA-310, 123 nucleotides long. RefSeq lists its product as hypothetical. The record is from RefSeq and is a predicted model, not a curated record. NCBI's taxonomy places the organism in Eukaryota, Oomycota, Peronosporomycetes, Peronosporales, Peronosporaceae. The coding region runs from base 1 to 123 and encodes 40 amino acids. The transcript is spliced from 2 exons.